CGUUGGCGAUUCGCGACAUCAAAGACGAAUACGACUAUAUCGCCAAACAAGGCAAGCAGGACAUGGAGAGCUGGUACAAACUCAAGGUAUCGGAAGUCCAAGGAUCAGCCAAUCGUGCCAAUAUGGAAUCGACCUAUCAACGUGAAGAAGUCAAGCGAAUGCGCGAUAAUAUCGGUGACCUUCGUGGCAAACUCGGCGAUUUGGAGGCCAAGAACGCACUCCUUGAAAAGGAAGUCCAGAACCUUAACUAUCAGCUCAAUGACGACCAGAGACAGUAUGAAGCAGCGCUAAACGACCGCGACGCGACCCUGCGCCGCAUGCGUGAGGAAUGCCAGACGCUCGUGGCAGAAUUGCAGGCGUUGUUGGACACGAAGCAGAUGCUCGACGCCGAGAUCGCGAUAUAUAGGAAGAUGCUCGAGGGAGAGGAGAGCCGUGUUGGACUGCGGCAGAUGGUCGAGCAGGUGGUGAAGACGCACUCGUUGCAGCAGCAAGAGGACACGGACUCGACGCGUAACGUGCGCGGGGAGGUGUCCACGAAGACGACCUUCCAACGCAGUGCUAAGGGCAAUGUAACCAUCUCCGAGUGCGACCCGAACGGCCGUUUCAUCACUCUCGAGAACACUCAUCGCUCG
This is a messenger RNA of Anisakis simplex (herring worm), 632 nucleotides long. NCBI's taxonomy places the organism in Eukaryota, Metazoa, Nematoda, Chromadorea, Rhabditida, Anisakidae. The record is from the annotation of a GenBank genome assembly.